AUUAGUUCAUAUUUUUUACAUAUUGAACAAAUUGAGACUUUUCCAGGCUGGAAUGUUCCAGAUAGAUUCAUAAUUAUUGUGGAAGUGCCAACGUUCUUUACAGUUUGGGAUUCACUGAUGCAAAGAGUUAAUGAUUGAUCCCGUGAGAGAAAAAAUUCAAACUGGCUUCCAUCCCUUAUUACCACGCAUCAGGGAGAGUAUAAGGAGGCUUUGAGGUCAGGCCACAUACCAGCUUGGUCACACAAGAACAGUCAAGGAUGAUGAGCUUCUGAAAUUCUUUGAAUCCUUUCUGUCUGUCUUUCCAUCCUUUAAGGUCCCGUCAUUCAGAGGUUAAUUUUCCAAAAGACUGCCAUGAAUCAAUCCUUCAUGUGCCAAAUGCAAUGAUUUUUCUUGCAAAUUAUUGUCACAAACUGCAGAUGUGAUUCUGCUUAUUAAUAAACUAAAAAUAAGUGGAUUUGGGAAAGUUCAGAAAAGCAAAUAUAUUCAAAUCAUCAAAUCAAAGCAUAGACUAUUUUGUCCUAGAGAAGCAAAUGAAAAUUCUGAAUUCCCAACUUAUGGAAGGGAAAUUCUUUCUGCAUUAAAGCCAAGACCCUCUUCUGUCUUUGCAUUAAGGCUGUUAACAUGCAGCUCAUGAGAAUGGCCUCACAGCAAUUCCAGUGGUUCUUGCUGCCUCUAGAAAGAUUAAGAACAGUGUGCAAUUCUGCAUUCCUUUUCCAACCUUGUUUUUCUCUUCCCAUCUGUUCAGGGGUAUUUCUUCCUUCCCUUGUGCUCAUCCUUAUUUUUUGUUCUCUGGAAAGGGAGUUCACAAUGUUUGCAGGAUCUUCACAUUACUGAAGGUGACACUAGUAGACUCCAUCUGACUGCAGAGAGAUGCUGCUUCUUUUAAACUGGUGAAACAACCUUGUCAGCAUCUUCACUUGGCUCUCUCAGCUUUGCCAACUUGACUUUUAAAAAUUCAGUUGAUGUAAUGCUGUAUUCUUCUUUGAGGCUUUCACUCUGCGUUCUGGAGUUGAGAUACUGAUAACGUUGUUCGCAGAUUUCACAAAAUGUUCUUUUCUGAUUGAAAGGAUGUUCUUAAGAAUGAGAAUUUACCUUCGAGUUUGAAGUAAACUAGUCAAACUAGUCUGUAGAAAGAAAGGUUCCAUCAUGGGAUUUAAAUUAUGCUAAUAGAAUAAUGACAUAGAUCAGUCUGUCUUGAAUUUGCUUUGAAAAUAUGCAUCUUGGUUUUUUUCUAGCUCUUUUGUGCCCACCCUGACCUAGUAAUGUUGUUUUUAUUUACUUUGUGGGUUCAAAAUGCUCUGUAUCUCUGGCGACUGAUUUGAAUCUUUUAUUAUUGUGUCAUGCUGGUCACUGAAUGAAACUUCAUUGAAGCUGAUGGGCUUAUUAAUAUUCAUGCUUAAUUCGCAAUAAAUGCAGUCCCCAUGCUUUUCUGCCAACUGACAGCUGAAACAGUAUCAGCCACACCUAGAGCACAGGACACAGGGACAAGAGAUUUAAGGAACCUGUGUAGGAAGUUCUGCUGUUGGUUCAGAUAAAAUGUUUCUGUGUGUGCUGAAACAUCAAACUAAAGAAAAACUACAAAAUAAGGCCAGAGAAGCUAUGUGAAUGUAUUUUAAGCAAGAAAAGGGAAGAAGACCGUUUUUGUGCACAGUUCUUGAAAGGAGACUUGGAACUACAAGCAAAGAGAUGGUUUAUUUCUGCUCUGGAUUUACCUUCUUUCUAGGGGAACAAAACCAUAAUGUGGACAUAAAAGGCAUUGCACCUGAUAAAUUCCUCACUCCAUCACUGUGUUAUCUCCCUAAUGAAAAUAGCCUACAAACCUCCUCUUGGCUCAACCUAAGUCAAAAAUUGUGACAGUAAUAGCAGAGUGAAUCCAGUUUCUGAGGAGAUAAGUUGAAAGUUUCUAUUAACCUUGAACUUGCUUGGAACAUGGAGAAAGAAAAAAACACUUUCACUUGAAAUUAUUUUAUAUUUCUAAUAUCCUGGAGGAUAAUUACUUAUAUUGUUUCACCUUAAAUAAUGUACAUUGCUACUACCCAAACAUGAUAUUCUUGGGAAGGAAAUUGAGAUUUAUUCAUUACUUCAGGAGCACAGCUCAUAGUCUGAGCAGAUAUGUGUGACAGGGGUUUAAGCAGUCAGUUUGGCUGCUGACAUGUUACUACACUUCUUGGAAAAAACUCAAUUCUUUAGCAUUUGGAGCUAGAGCCUGGCUCUGUACUGUGGAACCUAUCACCCCAAAUUGUCCAGAACGUGGCUGCAGGGUGGGAAGGUGAAUAAAAAUCUACCUGUCCUGGCAGGAAUCCAGAGAAGAUUUGGGUGGUUUCUGCCAGAAACUGAAGACUUCUAGGACAUACUGACAUUAAAUUAAUUGGAUUAAAUUCAGUGGAAGAAAGCCAGAAGAGUUCUGAGGGGAUGUGGAAUUCUCUGCAGAACCUGAGUCCUCCUGCAUCAGUGCAUCAGAAGAGGAAGCAGUUAGCAGUGAAGAAAAUGGAAAUGGAUUGUUACAAGCUCAUAAAUACAUGGACUAUGGAGAAGGAGAUUUUGAUCUCUCCCCUGACUGAUGGUUUUGUGUUGAUUCUUUUUAGCAUAGAAAGGGUUUCUAAAAUAAGAGAAUUUAAAAAUCAUGUAAAACAAGAAAUUCCAAUUAAUUGCUGAGAUGCUAAAACCUUGGCCAUAAUUAACAAAUAAAUAAACAAAUGUAUUUGAAAUAAAGCAUGAUGCCUCAGUAGUUGUGAGGACAUAUGAAUUCAUAAUUAUUUUUUAUUUCUUUGUGAUAAAAUAUGAAUAAUGAGCACCUAUGAAGUGCCCUACAGGGUCAAUUUAUGGAAAUCCAUUUUAAAGAUAAAGCCCAGGUCAGAGAAGGAAAGAAUCUAUAAAGGCAACAGAUCUGAAUGGAUAGAUUAUCAAUGUGUAAAAGCGCACAUUUGUAGCUACCUGCUGUAGUAGUUUUCUAGAAAAAGAAAGAAAAGAUAAAGGAAACAAUUUUCACAAAGGGAUUCUAGCUGCUGAAGUGUUUUUGGCUUUGAAAGAGAGAUGGAUGCUUGUUUAUUUGCUAAGCACUUUUGAUGAGCAAAAGCAGUAGGAAAAAUAUAGAUGCAAAGCAGGAAGAAAUAUAUCUAAUAAACACAGGGAUGCAGGAAAACUGCAGGGGAGAAAAAUAAGCUUAUUUUGGUGCUGAAUUUACCCCAAAGCAUUGCUCUAGCAUUAAAUGUAAAGCAUGUGAUGAGCUAAGAAACUUUUAUCAUCGGAAAGCAAUCGUCCUGAUCAAAUAUAGACCCUUUACAGUAAUGAUGAAAGGGAAAUACUUUAUUAAACAGCUAACUCACCGUUUACCUGCUGCAAAGAUGGAGUAAGUCCUCUGAGCCAUCAAGGAAUUAAUCACACCUUCCUCAGUUUGAAGCCUAACCUUUUCAUCAUUGUUCUGAUGAAAAGAUAAAAGCAGAUCCUGUAGGCUACUGAAAGGAUGUUUACAGGAGGAUUCAUGCUUGGUAAAGGAUAGAGGGAGCCAGGGACGAGGCACAAAGAGAAGACUGACCCAAGACUGACUCACAGCAGACUAAGGCCCCUGGUGGGAAACACACACUGUGUCCCCACUGCAUUUGAAGAAACACUGGGAAUGAUGUUCCAUGGCACAUAAUGCUUGUUCCAUCUGCCAGAGACCCCUGAUAAGCUGGAGAUUUCUUCCUGGCUACUGUGCCCAAGAGAUAGAGCCUGUUUAAAAGAGAGGCCAGUGUGCACGUACCACAUCCACUUGAACUUUCUGAGAAAAAAAAAAAAAAAAGGGGGUAAGGCUUCCAUCUGUUCAGCUUUACAGACAAUCAGCCACACUUUGUAAAACUCUUCUUACUACAGAGCAGUGACUUGGAAGUUGAACAGAAUUGCAAAAGCAGUGGAUAGAUGAGCAAAGGGAGGCGUUUCAAAGCUGAGCUAAAUGCUGGUGCUGCAUUUCUGGAGCUCAUCAGAGCUGUUAACAACCCUGGUGCUCCUGUCCAAGCCUGUUUCAGGUUGCCUUUUGUGUGGCGCAGGGAUUCCACUAUUUACACUAUGAGAGAAGUACAAAACAGAUUAAUGAAGUCGGCAGUAGCGAUUUGCAGCAAAUGUAGAAGUAAGAAGCAUUUCUUCAGGUUUUGUACUGGAAAUCUCAUAGGUAGUGCACCCCCACGGGGGUUCUUGAUAGUUGUGAGUCAUAAAGAUGUACUGCAAAGUUUUAGCAAUUACCUUUAGUAAAGCUCAUGUCUAAUUGAGAAAGCUUUGAUGGAGCAGAUGCUGCCUGAAAAAGACAGAAAGGAACUGAUUUAUUAAGAAAUGUGUUUAGACAGAAAUAGAUGCUGCUUUGUUUAAUGUGAGGGGGGGCAUAGGUUCCUGCAGCAUACUCUGAGUCCUUUUAAAGAGAGGACCCAGAUACCAGAGGAGAGUAAUGAAAUGGUAGAUCCAUCCAUGCUAGAAUGCAGUACCACCAUUUCUUAUAUAAUAAAGGCUUUUAAUUUACAGCAGAAAGUUUGAAAUAUUAAAGAUUAAGUAGAGAAGAUAGGAAUUGCUUCCCAACAGCAGAUGAUGAUUGAUGCAUGUUGCAAAACCUAAGCAAAAUCGAAGAUGUGGGAAAAAAAGAGCAUCAUUCUUGUGAGGCAUUUAUUUCAGUGGAUAUUUCUACUUGAUAUGGACUGGUAGUCAAUUUUUUUGGGUUCCAGUGAAGAGUUAUUGAAGGCCAGCAAAGAAACCUUGACAUCAGAACCCAAGAUUUUAAAAGCUUCUCUUUUAGUUGAAAGGGGAAAAAUGUGAAGAACUGAUUUUAAAGCUGAUAGAGGUGAGAAGAGAUGGAAGUGUUCCUUAUGGCUGUUCCCAAAUCCUAAAAUAUCAGAAUACAGAACAUUUGCUUCAGAAAUUAUAUCUUUAAAUUGGCAUGGUCUAUCUCAUUAUAUGUUAAAGAAAUGGGAAACUGAGAAAUAGUAGGAACACAUUUAUUGACAUUCCUUAAAGGGUUAUGAAAUAAUCAUGAAAAGAUUACACUAAAGUCUUGGGCUGGUGAUGAAAAUUACUUGAAAUAAAUGUAGCAUGCAAAUACUACUAUUUUUAAAUAAUUUAUAUUUGUUAAAUUACUUCUAUCUGCUGGCAUGGACCUUGGUGCCAUUCUAGAUUCCACCACUGUGACAGACCAAAAGUGUUACACGGUGGGUGAAAUUUGCUGUGUAUGUGCUAACACUCUUCCUUUAAACUAGUGAAAAACCGCUCUAAGUUUCUUAUCCACUGGGCAGCUGGAGCUCUAGGGACUGUUAAAGCAUAGACACCAUGCAGGGCUGACAAUGAGUUUGUGCACAGGUGGGUCUGAAUGAAAAUCCUGUGAACUGGAAGGAGCUGUGUGUGCAGGAGUGUAGGGGAGAGAGAGAGGAACACCACAGCAGCACACACAUAAAAGAAAUGCUGGAGAAGCUCUUAGAACAUCUGGGGGAAAAAAAGUGCAAAGAGUGCUAUGGGACAAGUGCCAUACAGGAAAUGCUGGGAACCAGGAACUCCAUGGGAAAUUAUUUCCUUCACUUGCUGCAUAUUGAAUUUAGGACAGCAGAACUGUAUGUAUACUGUUUGUAAAUAAACAUGAUUGUGCCAAAGGGGUAACUGACUUAUCAUUGUCUUUCCCACCUAUAUGACCCUUUUGUUUUUAGCUUACUGGUUGGGUCCAAAGGAUAUCCAUAAUUUGGAUUGUUUGGGAAAUCUAGCUCAACUGUGUGAAACCAGCAAAUCCCCAUAAGGGGGAGUUUCAUGAAUAGAGUUUUGCUUUUUUUCCCCCCUCCCUUUUCCUCUCUCCACCUGAUAGUAGAGUGACUUAAUACCGAGUAUCUGGGCUACCAUUAAGGGACUUGGAGCAAACAGAUUAACAGGUAAGAAAUGAGCUAUGUUAAUGGAAUGUGCAUUAUAAAAAGGCAAAGUGGUCCUUUUAGACAAAGUCAAGAAAGGAGGUUAUACUGUUUUCAUGUGCUAUACCUACAUAUAAUUUAUAUGAAAAUGAAAAUGUAUUACUUGUUUUAACAUCUUUUUUUUUUGCAAUAAUUACGGGCUUGCUGUGGUAUGGAAGUGACCUAAUAGUUACAAUUGUGACCUCUAAGUUAUUGUUAAUUUUACUGUCAGUAUGUGCUUCACAUCUCCUACUUAAUGGUAUGCUAAUUGUACAGCAGGAUGUCACAUUCUCCAACAUACAGAUUCCCUAUUUCAAUUACAGCUAAGUAAAUCUCCAUUACUAAUGAGUAAGCAUUUCUUUUCCAUGUACAUUUGCAUUAUAAUGGACAUUUUCUUUGUGCACUAAAAUUAUUCUUUCCUUGACAACAACUUUGUAUUUUAUUUUACAGUAAAGGCUACGACAUGAUGAUUCAUUCCUUUCUGUUGGGUUUAUCUGUAUUUAAAUUGUCAAAUGCUCUGGAUAGCCUGACAUUUUCUAUCCCAUGUUAUUUUUCUGUACUUCCAGAAUAAAUGUAUGUAUUUGCUUUAAGACAACCUACUUAGGACAAAUGACAAAGAAAGUAAGCUUACGUGCCGGUCAUAAAUUAAGACGUAUUUUUGAAAUUGUUGCAGUACUUCCCUCAUGCUGCCGAGUGAACCUCAGCUAAUAAUGUCAGUGCAAAGUGACCUUUAUGAUAUAAUGUUUGACAGAUUUGAAUAUAAAGAACAAGUGACCACGUGUGACCCAUAUGAUUGCAAGAUCCUGCUCUGCUUAACAGAGCAUAGCUCUUUGGCUAUUUCACACAGUCCCCCAAACUCAUUUGCUGUCCUGCUGGUGCAUAGAUGCACGAAUGCAGCGGGCAGCUGGGCAGGAUGAAGGGGGAAGGUCUCUGCUGGAUCUGAGUUCCCAAAUCCGCUCCCUCUCGGGGCCAGGCUGGUGCUGCUGAACCGCUGAACUUGGGCAGAGGAUUCCCUUUGUCUGCGGCACAGUGACCCCGGAGCCCUUCCCUCCCUCGCCAGGAAACUCAGUCCCUGUGGCGGAGAUCCUUCCUCAGUCUGCAUGGCCCUGGGAAAAUGUAUCACCUUUUAUACACAAACAAGGACUGCCUACGGUAUGCAGCCUUUUUCCCAGACAGCAGCAAAAAACAAGGACUGGGAAACAGAAAAUCAUGACUGGUAUUGUUUUGAAUGCCAUUUGCCUGGAGAGGUGUUGAUAUGUGACCUGUGUUUUCGUGUGUAUCAUUCCAAGUGUUUGUCUGAUGAGUUCAGGCUUAGAGACAGCAGUAGUCACUGGCAGUGCCCAGUUUGCAGGAGUAUCAAGAAGAAGAACACAAGUAAACAAGAGAUGAGCACGUACCUGCGCUUCAUCGUGUCCCGGAUGAAGGAGCGGGCUAUAGAUCUAAACAAGAAGGGGAAGGACAACAAACACCCAAUGUAUCGAAGGCUGGUGCACUCAGCUGUUGAUGUUCCUACUAUACAGGAGAAAGUAAAUGAAGGAAAGUACAGGAGUUAUGAGGAGUUCAAAGCAGAUGCUCAACUGCUUCUACACAACACAGUGAUUUUCUAUGGAGCGGACAGUGAACAAGCUGAUAUAGCAAGGAUGCUUUACAAAGACACCUGCCAUGAACUGGAUGAACUGCAGCUUUGCAAGAACUGUUUCUAUUUGUCAAAUGCACGACCUGACAAUUGGUUCUGCUAUCCUUGUAUACCUAAUCAUGAGUUGGUUUGGGCCAAAAUGAAAGGCUUUGGGUUUUGGCCAGCCAAAGUCAUGCAGAAAGAGGACAAUCAAGUUGAUGUUCGCUUUUUUGGCCAUCACCACCAAAGGGCCUGGAUCCCCUCUGAAAACAUUCAAGACAUCACAGUUAACAUCCACCGGCUGCACGUGAAACGCAGCAUGGGCUGGAAGAAGGCCUGUGAUGAACUGGAACUGCACCAGCGCUUCCUUCGGGAGGGGAGAUUCUGGAAAUCAAAGAAUGAGGACAAAGGGGAAGAGGAGGCAGAGUCGAGCAUCUCUUCCACUAGCAAUGAGCAACUGAAGGUUACUCAGGAACCACGAGCAAAGAAAGGACGACGUAACCAGAGUAUGGAACUCAAGAAAGAAGAGCCAGAACCUGAAACUGAAGCAGUAAGUUCAAGCCAGGAAAUUCCCACAAUGCCUCAGCCCAUUGAAAAAGUUUCAGUCUCAACUCAGACCAAGAAGUUAAGUGCCUCUUCUCCAAAAAUGCUGCAUCGGAGCACCCAGACCAGUAAUGAUGGAGUGUGUCAGAACAUGUGCCAUGACAAAUACACCAAAAUCUUUAAUGAUUUCAAGGACAGGAUGAAAGCUGAUCACAAAAGAGAAACUGAGAGAGUCGUGCGAGAGGCAGUGGAAAAGCUGCGCACAGAGAUGGAAGAAGAGAAAAGGCAGGCUGUGAACAAAGCUGUGGCCAACGCACAAGGAGAGAUGGACAGAAAGUGUAAGCAGGUAAAGGAGAAGUGCAAAGAAGAAUUUUUAGAAGAAAUUAAGAAACUAGCAGGUCAGCACAAGCAACUGAUUUCCCAGACCAAGAAGAAGCAGUGGUGCUACAACUGUGAAGAGGAGGCCAUGUACCACUGCUGCUGGAACACUUCCUACUGCUCCAUCAAGUGUCAGCAGGAGCACUGGCAUGCCGAACACAAACGUACGUGCCGCAGGAAAAGAUGAAAGAGUUACUCCUCCCCUAGAGCACCACCCCAAUGAUUGCUAUUCUCAGACAGAGCGGUUUUUGUUUCCAAAAAAGAAAACAAAAAAAAAAGAAGCCAAAAUUGUUUAGAAUUUGCUUCCCAUUUUGCACCAGCCUUUAAACACUUUUCUUAGAAGAAGUUUUGCACAGUUAUUUCAGUCUUCUGUUAAAAAUGCUCCUCCAAAAUUUUGUCGGCAAAAUGAAUUGAACAUCUGUUGGAGCAGGUUACUUCAAAUAAUUUUAAACUAGAGGAUUUGUUGCAUUUUCAGCAAAUUUUAAGACAUUUUUAGGUUUUACAGAGAUUUUAAUCUUUAAAAACAGCAGAUCUAAAAACAAAAAAAUGAUGCAAGUUUAACAAAAGUUAAAAGUUUAACAUGUUUAAAAAACAUUUAAAAACUAGUUCUGAAUGUAAGAAGUACAGAACUGUUUCAGAAAAACGAAGCAUACUACCUUGAUGUAACAUUUAUUUCUUAACCUUGUUGAGCUGGUUUUGUUCAGCUUAAUUUUACUGUUUAAAGGCAUUAUCUAUUGGUUAUACCAGUGGGUACAUGAUUGAAUUUAGGGAACAGGGUUGACACAGCAGGUGCUAGUCCUGCAUAUUUUUUCUUAAAUAUUUCCCAACUGUGUUUUAUUUUCAUUAUUUCUUUUCAAUAUAUAACUUUUAUAACAAAAUAUUAGCUUUGAUCUUGUAGUUUAAAAUCACAGGGAACUGGGGUAAUCUUUUACUGAGCUGGAUCUUAGAGAAAAAUGAAUAUUUAAAUUUUGAAGUUUGCACAUUUCGUCUUUGUUCUAACAUGAGUGCUUAUAACAAGAAUAAGAAAAGCCAAAAAAAAAAAAACAAACAACAAAACAACAGACAAACAAAAGAACCCAACUACCUUUAUUCAUACUUGGAAUUUUGAGGCAUACAAAUUACUUUAUUGCCCCCUUUGGCCUCCCCAAUUCAAUGUCAUUUGACCACCUUUGAUCUGGUGUCACCUGGUCCAUUGUAACUGAUAACAAAAGGAGAAAAAAGCACUUAAGUUUCACAGAAGCCGUUAUGUUUGUAGUAAUGGGUCAUUGCCUAAUAAUGAGCUCCAUCACUGUACUCAGAAUGAAGAAUAAUGCAUGUUAAUUUUCUUGUAUUAAAGAUGCCGUGAUUUGUAAAAAGUCUGUAUUUUGCGGAAUGUCUGGAUUAAGAAGCAUUACCAAUAGGAAUGGAUCGAUAGUUGAAAAAUGAUUUUCUUUUUGUUUGUUUUAUAUAUAGAUAUAUGAAUUGCAUCCAUGUUCAGAGACAAUUUUUUAAAUAGAUGUAAAGCUUACUUAAAUAGCUUUUCUUUUAAAGUGUCUCCACAUUUUAGUUUCUUUCAAAGAUUGGUCUUAGACUGAGUCAUAUGCCCAUUAAUCAUCCAGCUAUUUUUUGAGAAGUUAGAGGAAUAAUUUGUAAAUAUUUAUUUAGAUCUUUGAUAUUUAUUGAAAGCAAUUACAUGAUGGAACGAUGGAAGCUGAAGAAUCAGGAGGAAAGCCUUUUAAAAAGUUUUCUCUAGGAUUUGUCAGGGUCAUUGUAAAGACAAAAAUAACUAAGACUUCUGUGAACUACCACUGAAAUUCUGACCUUUUUUACUUACAGUGGUGAUAUAAGUUAAUUGGCUAGAUACUGCCAAAUAAUGCCCAAUAUGUUGCAGAAAUUGAGUGGUAAGCUGAUUGGAAAAAAUAGUAAGUAGAUGGUAACUUGUAUUACCACAGCUGCAUUAUUGCCUGAUAAAUGUGUAAUUAACUUUUGUCGCCUCUGUGUUGUGACUGUAAAACACUUCACAACUAAAAAUCAAUCUCGUUCGAUUACUUUACAAGUUCCAAAACUUCGAUCCACCCCUAUGAAAGCAAGUAUUGUGGAAAUAUUUUUUGGUGUAAAAUCAUUCCAGAAUAUGUAAUAUUUAACUGAUAGCUGCAUGAAAGUAAGAUUCGUGUUACUUUGGCUUUUUUGUCUCUGUUGACACGGUUGCACAUUUCCAAGUUACUACAGCGUGAAAACUGUGUGUUUUAAAGAAAAAAAAAAAACAAAACAAAAAAAAAAAAGAUUGUGGCCUGGUUUUGUAUAAGUUUUAGGUAAAAUUACAAUUGAUUGUUUUAGGAACCAUGAUUUAAAAUUAAUUUUUUCUGCAAAUCAUAAAGCUAUAUUAAAGUGUUGAGCUUAGCCACUAUGCACAUUGUAAUUAUUCAUUGUGGCUGUCCAGUUUAUGAUGCAUUCUGGCAUUUUGUAAGCUGCUCUGACUAGCAAUAUAUAGAGUCAUUUAAUGUGUUAACAUUGGUUAAUAAAUGUAUUUAAAAAAA
Molecule: messenger RNA, 10940 nt
Organism: Motacilla alba alba
Lineage: Eukaryota; Metazoa; Chordata; Aves; Passeriformes; Motacillidae
Gene: ZMYND11
Product: zinc finger MYND-type containing 11
Exons: 14
Coding region: 6989-8611 (540 amino acids)
Biological process (GO): regulation of transcription elongation by RNA polymerase II
Molecular function (GO): protein binding; transcription corepressor activity; DNA binding
Source: RefSeq, a predicted model, not a curated record